Molecule: messenger RNA, 1803 nt
Organism: Synchiropus splendidus (mandarinfish)
Lineage: Eukaryota; Metazoa; Chordata; Actinopteri; Syngnathiformes; Callionymidae
Gene: cfap298
Product: cilia and flagella associated protein 298
Exons: 8
Coding region: 243-1118 (291 amino acids)
Biological process (GO): regulation of cilium movement
Source: RefSeq, a predicted model, not a curated record
AUAUUUUAACAAGAUUUCAGAUGAAAUAAUUGGAUCUUUUUGCAUGCAGUUUUCUAUUUUGCCUACGAGGUCUCAGUUAAUAUGAGUAUAUACUCUAGGAAAUGACGUCCUGAAAUACCAAUGUGCGCAUGCGGACAGGAAAAAGCCUGAGCCCCGGAAGCCAAACGGGAUGAAGAAGCAAAUAGGGCAGUGACGCUGCCCACAGCGGCUUGUGUUUUUAAAGCAGCAGGCAGAGCUCAAAGAUGGUGCAGCUGCACGUGAAGCGUGGCGACGAGAGCCAGUUCCUGCUCAACACCAGCGUCGACGUUCCUUUGGAGGAUCUGAUCCAGCAGGUCGCGGCCGUCUACAAUGGCCGGCUCAAAGUGGAGCGGAUCUGUGGAGAGAUGACGGAGCUGGCAGAUCACGGCGUGGCGCUCCCACCGAACAUGCAGGGUCUGGCCGAGGAGCAGAUCCUGGAGCUGAAGCUGAGAGACGACUGGCAGGAUCAGUGUGUCCCCAGCGGAGGGGCGGAGCCUCACAAGGACGAGGUCGGCAGGAGGAACGGACACGCUCCCAACGCUCAGAUGAAACAGGUGAUCAGGAGGACGGUGGAGGAGGCCAAGGCGCUGGUCUCAAAAAGACAAGUCGAAGCUGGUGUCAGCGUCACUAUGGAGACGGUGAGGGAAGCUCUGGACCUGCUCCGAGGCGCCACCAUGAUCGUGUACCCCAUGGGACUCCCGCCUCAUGACCCCAUCCGGAUGGAGUUGGAGGACCGCCAGGACUUGUCAGGAACUCAGGCCUCUCUGCAGGUGAUCACCCAGGACCAGUGCCAGCUGUGGUGGGCCGCCAGAGAGCUGCAGGGAGGGAGGAAGCUGCACCACUACGUGGGGAAGAACGAGAAGACCAAGCUGGUCGUCAAGAUCCAAAAGAAAGGGCAGGGGGCGCCGGCCAGGGAGCCACUGGUCACAGAGGAGCAGCAGAAGCAGAUGAUGCUUCAGUACCACAGACGGCAGGAGGAACUCAAGAAGCUGGAGGCGGCGGACGACGACCACAGUUACCUGGACUCGCAGUGGUCGGAUCGACAGGCGCUGAAGAGGCAGUUCCAGGGCCUCACCGACAUCAAGUGGGGACCCCGGUGAAGAGGGUGGCACACACUCGCCCCUCCCAGUGACGUGCAGGAGAGCUGCGGCGCCAACGCCUACCACGCCAUGUUGAACCCUGUGGCUCAGGAACGGCUGAGCGAGUGCCGCUGCUCUGACUCGUGUCGCCGCUCUGACUCGUGUCGCCGGAAAACCUUCCGAAUAAAACGCAGCCCAACAUGUCUGUGAGCAGCCUGUCGCGGAUUCCACCACCAGGUUCGUCUGGACGGAGGAGUGGGUGCUUCCUGUGGAGGCGGAGCCAGGAAGGGAGGGUGGUGCGAGGAGGACACACUCGCUGCCCGGACUGUCUCAGUCUCAGACACUGGUGACCCAGGGGGUGGGGGGCUCCUGGGUCUCUGGCUCUCUCUCUCACACACACACACGCAAUGUGGGGGACAUUGUGAGGCUUCUCCUGGCCGUCACCCUUUCCCCAGCCUCUCCCCCCCUGAACCUGAGCCUUCAAAACACAUGGGUGAACAGGACUCUGAGUCAGUCACUCAGUUGUUUUGAAGUCUUCAUCCUUAAGUUGAGGUUUGGACCUGUGGGGACCGGCAAAAGGUCCCCAGGAGGAUAGUGUGUGGUCAGAAACUGGUCCCCCCGAGGCAGUGUAAACAAGCCCCCGCACGCAUGUCACAGGUCCCCCAGUAAAAGAUGGAGACGGUGAAACAGCAGCUGGAGCUGUGGC